Molecule: messenger RNA, 2043 nt
Organism: Lactuca sativa (garden lettuce)
Lineage: Eukaryota; Viridiplantae; Streptophyta; Magnoliopsida; Asterales; Asteraceae
Product: Protein phosphatase 2C family protein
Biological process (GO): protein dephosphorylation
Molecular function (GO): cation binding; protein serine/threonine phosphatase activity
Source: RefSeq, a predicted model, not a curated record
GAUUUGUUUCAUCGAUUUUAAGAAGAUAUAACAUUAAAGCAAGGGCUUGGUGCCACUUGUCUUCAUGUCAAGUGCACGUCUUGGACAACUCAUAAACACUAUCAAUACACCAUAUCAAAUUAUCUUGAUAAACUCCUCUGACUAUCUCUCUCUCUCUCUGCUUUGCUGGAUUUCAAACUUUCAAUUGUGGGUUUUAAUGGCGUUUGUCUGCUAAGUGAACCAGACCGAAACUAAACCUUAUAGUUUUCGGAUCAUCAUCAUCAUCAUCAUUAUUAUCAGAACAACUUACGACUGCUGUGUGAUACUCUUUCUCUCACUCUUUAUUGUCCAAACAAGGGUUCGUUUGUGAAUACCCAAUUCCGUUUUUGGUUUGAUUUGAUCCGUAGAUCUAACUGUUUCACUUCCAGAUCUUCUUCUCCUUUUAACUUCGAAGGCAAGGCAGCUACAAGUGAUUUUACAGAUCGAAAUUUGAUUUUGGGGGAAAUCUUAAUGAAAUGAGGAUACUUCCGAGAGAUGUUGUGAGGAGAUGAGGCAUGUUAUCUGGGUUCAUGAACUUUUUGUGGGCCUGUUUCCGGCCACGCUCGGACCGACAUGUUCACAAUGGUUCUGAUUCCGGCGGUCGUCAAGACGGACUCUUAUGGUACAAAGAUACAGGACACCAUUUUAAUGGCGAUUUCUCCAUGGCUGUAGUUCAAGCCAAUAAUUUAUUAGAAGAUCAAAGCCAACUCGAAUCAGGGUGUUUAAGCUUACAAGAAUCAGGCCCUUAUGGUACGUUUGUAGGAGUGUAUGAUGGACACGGAGGCCCUGAGACUUCACGAUUCAUCAACAGUCACCUCUUUCAACAUCUCAAGAGGUUUACUUCAGAGAAUCAAUCGAUGUCAGUGGAGGUAAUAAAGAAAGCCUUUCAAGCAACAGAAGAUGGUUUCAGCUCCAUUGUAUCUAAACAAUGGCCGAUGAAACCACAAAUAGCAGCCGUUGGAUCAUGUUGCCUUGUUGGAGUUGUAUGUAAUGGGAGCCUUUACAUUGCAAAUCUUGGAGAUUCUAGGGCUGUUUUAGGAAGACUUGUGAACGCAACUGGUGAAGUUCUUGCAAUUCAGCUUUCAGCUGAACAUAACGCGUGUAUAGAAUCAGUGAGACAAGAAUUGCACUCUACGCAUCCAGACGACUCACAGAUUGUCGUUUUGAAGCAUAACGUGUGGAGAGUCAAAGGCCUCAUACAGAUAUCAAGAUCUAUCGGUGAUGUGUAUCUAAAAAAGGCGGAAUUCAAUAGGGCGCCUUUAUAUGCGAAAUUCAGGCUUCGUGAACCUUUUAAAAGACCGAUUUUGAGCUCUGAUCCAUCGGUUUCAGUGCACCAAUUGCAACCACAUGAUCAGUUUAUCAUUUUUGCUUCAGAUGGACUUUGGGAGCACCUUAGCAACCAAGAAGCCGUUGAUAUUGUUCAAAAUAAUCCACACAGUGGGAGUGCUAGAAGAUUAAUAAAAGUGGCAUUACAACGAGCAGCAAAAAAACGGGAAAUGAGAUACUCUGAUUUAAAAAAAAUCGACCGUGGGGUCCGCCGCCAUUUCCACGAUGACAUCACCGUGGUGGUCCUCUUUCUUGACUCCAACCUCAUGACCCGUCGAACCGCUAACGUAUCCGUUAAAGGAGCCGGGGUUAGCCUGCCCUCAAACACACUCGCACCCGAAACCGGCCCCACCUAGUGCUCUCUCUUUAAAUCAUCAAAAGCUAUACAUAUAUAUACAUAUAGAAAACUGUAUCUAUAUCCCUCUCUCUAGUUUUCAAAUUUCUUGUACUAUUUUGUCAAAGUGUGAAUACCCACCCUAGUAGGUUCUUGUUAAAUGGUCACAAACCAGGUAUAACCCAAUGGUGCACCGUGGUUCUUUGGCUCGGGUCGAACCAGGCAACCACGGUGCAUUGUGGUUAACCGAACCAAGCCGACACACAGUUGAAGUUAAAAUUUGUUAAAUGUAAUAGUGUAAUCUCUUUAAGUGAGAGUACUGAUGCUAAAACUUUACAGAUAUAAGCGUAUAGUUUAUUCCCUUA